Messenger RNA from Columba livia (rock pigeon), 1736 nucleotides. RefSeq names its product V-set immunoregulatory receptor (gene VSIR). Gene Ontology annotation, cellular component: plasma membrane. Lineage: Eukaryota; Metazoa; Chordata; Aves; Columbiformes; Columbidae. The transcript is spliced from 7 exons. The record is from RefSeq and is a predicted model, not a curated record. Gene Ontology annotation, biological process: regulation of immune response; negative regulation of alpha-beta T cell activation. The coding region runs from base 134 to 1063 and encodes 309 amino acids.
CAGUUCUCUCCAUCGCCACCUGCAACAUCUCAAUGAAAUUUCCUGUGUCUGCAAGCCCGGCUGCUGCUGCGGGGCUGCUCAGAGUGCGCGGCCAGCUCCGGAGAGGCCAGCACCCGCGGCCGCCCCAGCUACCAUGGAGGUGACGUCCCCCCGGCCCAGGCUGCUGCUGGCCACGCUCUGCCUGCUCGCGUCCCACGGAGGGCCAUCAGCUUUCCUGAUCACUACGCCGUACUCGCUUUGCGUCUGCCCCGAGGGCCAGAAUGUCACCCUGACCUGCCGCAUCAGCGGCCCCCUCACCGACCGCCACAACCUGCUCUACAAAUCCUGGUACUUCAGCAGCAACGGCGACCAGAGCUGCUCUGACAAGAAGCACAUCCGCAAUGUCACCAACAAGGAGCUGCACCACGACCUGGGCCGGCACCACGAGCCACCGGGCAACGACACCCAAAAAUCCCCCCUGGCGGGGCAAACCAGCCAUCAUGGAGUGGAGUUUGUCCCCGACCACCAUGGCGCUUUUCACAUCGUGGUGAUGAACCUGACGCUGCAGGACAGCGGGAAUUACUGCUGCUAUGCCAUCGAGGCCAGGCGGGAGCACAGCAGGAUCCACACCUUGCAAGUUGUUCACGGCGUCGUGGAGCUGCAGAUUCAGCAAGGCAAAGGAGGCCUUCAAAACUGCACGUUUCACACUGCCACCAGCAAAGAUAUCACGGCUGCUGCACUGGCGACGGGCGCGUGCAUCGUGGGCAUCCUCUGCCUGCCCCUCAUCCUGCUCCUGAUUUACAAGCAGAGACAAGCCGUCAGCAGCAGACGUGCCCAUGAGCUCGUCAGGAUGGAGAGCAGCGCCCAGGGCAUCGAAAACCCUGUUUUCGAGGCGGUCCCCUCAGCGAGCGCGGAGCCGCGGCCCCGGCCCCAGCUGUCCUACAUGGCCAGCCGGCAGCCCUCCGAGUCUGGCCGGCACCUCCUCUCCGAGCCUGGCACCCCCCUGUCCCCCCCUGGCCCCGGGGACUGCUUCUUCCCAACGCUGGAUCCUGUUCCCGACUCGCCAAAUUCCUUGAAAGACUAAAGACGUUGGAGGAAAUCACAUCCCCCAGGUGCAGCCAGGAGAGGCCACGCUCACCUGGGACCCCCGGGAAGGGUGGCACGGUCAUGGGCAGCAAAACCUCACAAAACAACACUGAACACAGAGUCCUGCCCUCACCUCCUGCCCUGGAGCUGCACGGGAACCUCUCUUGUCCGGAUUUUGGUUUUACUACCUGUUUCUAUGGAGAAGAGCAUGGCUUUGUCCUGCUUGCGUUUUACGGACUAGCUGAAAACUGGAGAUGCAGGGGAGGAAAGACGACCUGCACCUGCAAAUCUCCCCCAGGAUUUAACUUAUUGCCAGGGGUUCAAGCUCUGCAAUGUCAACCUGCUUCUGCAUCUUUGACAGAACAUCCUCUCUGGGAGCGGAUGGAAAAGUACUUUAUAUCCACUGCGAGACAAAACAGGGUCACUGGCCAACCUUGUACUACCUUUUUCUUUGCAAAACAGGAAGGGGAGAGGCUCCCUGCCACUGCCGGAGCCCUCCUUCCUCACCAGCCUUCUCAGAUGGCCACGGACUUGAGAGGCUGCCUCAUUUUCAGCUGGAUACACAUUGGGGCGAGCCUUAUUUCUGCUCUAAUUUUGUCCUUGGCUUGGGAUCAGGGGAAUUUAUCUUUCUGUUCAUUUCAUUAUCAGUGCUGAUUAAAAGAAAAAAAGGA